Biomphalaria glabrata is the source of this 6983-nucleotide messenger RNA. RefSeq lists its product as uncharacterized. Bases 1086 to 1757 code for a protein of 223 amino acids. The record is from RefSeq and is a predicted model, not a curated record. NCBI's taxonomy places the organism in Eukaryota, Metazoa, Mollusca, Gastropoda, Planorbidae. The transcript is spliced from 6 exons.
GUAACGUCAUUGUAGAGCGGGAAGUAGGAGAAAAAAUGCGUUAAAAAAAUGACCAGUCAAACAGUAUGUUCAUACAACCUUUUUAAAUACUUUAAAUUGUUUCCUUGUACUUAAGUAUUGUUUAGUAAUGAUAAUAAUAAUAAUAAUAAUAAUAAUAAUCUUAUAUAUCCAUAAGGAAAUCUGAAUUACAAUUACACCAAACAAAACAUUGGUAACCAAAAUAUACAUUCACACCAGACUCACUAUAAAUUUACGCGUGAAAUGCUUAUAUCGGAUAGUAAAAUUGUAUUAAAUGAUUUGAUUGCCAGGGUAACAGUUUUUGUGUCUGUCUGUCUUUGCUAUCGGUGUCUCGUAUCUCUUUUGUGAUAGUAAAAUCACAAAAACAUGACCCAAAAUAAUUAAUCAAUUAAACAAUUUCUAAAGUUAAUUUGUAAAACUUUUACUUAAUUUCCCGAAUUUCCGUUUACUUUUGGAUAUUGUAUCUAGUAACCAAUGGCGUCACUAGGCAGGUGCGGGGGGUGCGAUCCGCACCGGGUGACACACACCUGGGGGGUGACACCCAAGUGGAAAAGAAUUGUACUUUGGAAAAAAAAACAGACAACUUAGACGAAAAUAAUGAUUAGCUAGAGACCAAACAUACUUUGAUCUAUCUAUUUUAAUUUACUUUAUGUUUGGUAGGCCUACAAAUGUCCAAAAUGCUAAGUGUAGAAAAUUGGGAAGCAAACGUUGUCUUUCGUCAAAGGACAAAAAGUCGGUUGCACUUGCAUCACAAUUCUUUCGUAUUUUAUUAUUAAUCAAGCAAAAACGUCUUCAAUGCCAAUUAUUAUAACUAGAAACUUUCCCCAUGAACUGCAAGAUUGAUUCAAUUGUUGUUUUUUUCAAAUAAGACUUUUCAAUGCAUCUUCAACAACGCGAUUUUUAAGUCUUCUACUAUCUUAUGACAGAACGGAUAAACUUCUCUCGACUGACGUACACUCGUACUAUCGAUGUAUUUUACGUGAACAGAACAGGCCUGCUACAUGUCCUCUUCCUAAACACGAAUAUGAUGAAAUGACGACCAAGCCCAUUAUGCAUGUUAUACUGCGAUGUUUCUCAAACUGGGAGGAAUGGCAAAUUUGGAGGCGGAGUACCGUUCAAAAUUAUUUUUCAAGGCCACGGGCGUAAAUAUUCAAGCAAUGUUACUGUUUAUUAUCCUAUCUGUGAUGACGAGUUUAUCGUUGGUGACGUGUCAAACUGACCAAGAGUGUAAGUUAGAGGUCGUCAACAGAAAGGAUUUUGAAGAAAAAAUAGUCAUAUAUUUAAGCGAGGACAGCAAAUCUUUGCUUAUUGAGUACAACCUGACUAUAUCCAGCAGAGGAAACAUAACCGACUGGAACAAUAUAGCAGACUCUACGUCAAUUGAACCUUGGAGAUGGUUUCGAGCUAAAGGUGAUGAAAUUAUAAGGUUUCUAUUGAUAUACGACAGAAUUUUUUUAGGGUCUGUUUUUUUUUACAAGAUUUACAAGUAUUUUCCAGUAGAUCUUGUUGAUCACCCAGACGGCUGUUUACAGAAUAUUAGUACCACUGAGACGUCAUCAUUUAUAAUGAGAGCUUUAAUUGAAGAUUUUGGCAUACGAUUUGAGGAUCUACGAACCUCUUCGAAACUGUAUAAGGAACCAUUUAUUUGUACCACACGAAGAGACAAUGGAAAAACAUAUAAAUGGUGUUGUAAGAACGACCUACAUAACGAAAUAGUUUGCAAUUCUGUUCAAGAAUAAAGCGGUUACCUUACCAUUUUAUAUGUGCUUGUUGCCAUUGUGAUUGUUCUUUUAUAUUUAAAUGGUUCUUGUUUAAAAAAAAUACACAAAACUACAUCAAAAUUUGUUGGCAUAGAUUCGGAUCCUCUAAAUGAUUCUUCCAUACGCAUUGUUUCUUUAAAUUUUGUUUCUAAAAAUGAUGCUGGCAGCAAUACUGAUUCUCCAAAUGGUGCUUGCAGCAAUACUGAUUCUCCAAAUGAUGCUUGCAGCAAUACUAAUUCUCCAAAUGGUGCUUGCAGCAAUAUUGAAUCUCCAAAUGGUGCUUGCAGCAAUAGUGAUUCUCCAAUUGGUGCUUGUAGCAAUAGUGAUUCUCCAAAUGGUGCUUGCAGCAAUACUGAUUCUCCUAAUGGUGCUUGCAGCAAUACUGAUUCUCCUAAUGGUGCUUGCAGCAAUACUGAAUCUCCAAAUGGUGCUUGCAGCAAUAGUAAUUCUCCAAAUGGGGCUUGCAGCAAUACUGAUUCUCCAAAUGGUGAUUGCAGCAAUACUGAUUCUCCAAAUGGUGAUUGCAGCAAUACUGAUUCUCCAAAUGGGGCUUACAGCAAUUAUGUUGCUUACACAAAUACAAAUCGCUCAAUUCUAAUAAAGUUAAACUCAUAUUAUGAAAAUGAAAAACCGUUGCCAUUCGACAUACAAGCAAAAGGCUGUUGCUUUAAUGACAAGGUAAGUCAAAUUCUACCUAGACACGUUAAUAAAACUAAAAACAGCAACACAAUAAUUAUAAUGAUUACAUGUUUUCAUAGUCAUACUUUACACAAUUUUAAAUUAAUAUAUUUAGUUUCGAAGUUAAUUAUACAAAAAUUAACCCAUAACUUUGUAGUCCUAUUAUGUCUGUAGAACAAAAUUCCCCAUUCAGUACAGUGAAGUUGAUGAUAAGAUCAUUUGUUUCUUUGGCCAACGGUUAACUAGCAGGGUGUCAUGUGACCAGCCUUUACUUUCCUCAACUAAUGUCAGUUUGAUGUGACGAUACGUUUAAAGCUCACACAAGGUAUCCCUCAGGUCCAAGCAUUUAUUUUUUUUAAACUUAAAUCAUUUAUUUUCCCUAACUCCUUGAAUCAAUCACUAAAAUGCCACCUCCACCAUUCUCCGAUCCAACCCUCUCAGACAUUUUAAUCUUAUAUUUUACCUUUCCAUGUUGUGACAUAUGCUAAACGAAACUUAGACAGGAGUUAGUUGAACACCAGACAAGGACAUGCCCCUUCUCCCAUUGACUGGACCAAGGUAUACAUAUGAUGGACGGAACUCUUCCCCUCCUUUAUCGUCAAUACGGGCAGGUAACACUUUUCCCGGUGACUUCCUUACCUCCUCUUGGGAGCGUUUUAUUAAUUCAAGAGCCCUCCUCAGAUACCAAACUUUGAGAAGUUUCCCUCGUCAUGGUUUACACUGUCCAGUGUCAUUGUCAUGACAACUUUCCUCGCUGUGGUCAGGCGACAGUGUUAUCUCCCAUUAUUUCCCCUGCGCAAGAAGACAAAGAGACGCAUCCCCCAGCGAACAAAAUUCUUUGGUCUCUCGAUUCAAAUGUCUGCACAAUGUCCAUCAUUGGAAAUCAUUCAUCUCAGAUCCAUUAAAAAUUUUUUCUCUUAAUGGCGACGUAUGAUCUGUUACCUCACAUCAUUUUCCUCUACCCUCUCUCUGCCAUUUUCUGUUGGCGUUUGUAACUCUGGUCUUUCCAUUUCAUUCCUUUUCAAGACCUGGUGGAAAGAGGACAAUUCUGCUGUCUCUGAUUUCCAGACAAUUUGUCCCUUCUUCUUGUAUAGGUGGUGUGUAACUUAGUAAAGUGCUUGAGAACCACUUUACUUAUUUGUUAAUAAUUUUAUGAAUUUUAAAUAUUUUGCUAUCCUGGACUGAACUUUCUUAUACACUAUCUCUAGUCCGUAAAGGCUUCGAUCAUAGGACCAUAAAAUGCAGGGUUAGGGUCCCUUGUCCAACGACAGCCGUUGACAUGUGUGAUAUUCCUGAGUCAUGUGUGUCAGAAGGUCGAAGUUGGACACAUAACCCCUACCUAUCAUUCCGCCACUGGAGUUAUAAUUGUAAUAUAUAAAGCAGAAAGUAAGGCGUAUGUAUGUAUGCCCAGCAUAGAAAUCAAAACCGUUUCACCAAUCUUGAUAAAACUUGGCAUAAAUGUUCCUUAGUUCUUGGCGGAGACAGUAGUGUACUUUAAUGUCCCUCCCACAAACGGGCCCCCCCCCCCAAAAAAAAAAAAAGCUAGAUUUAUAUCUUUUAAAGAAAUAAACUUUUAAAUAAAUCGAGUAAACGUGCUAUCUACUUUUAUUUUCGUAAUGAAAAAAAAAAAAACUUGAAAGAAACAUUAGCUAAGUUUUUCAUUUUUUAUUUAGAUUAGUAAGAUCUAGACCUGGUAAAUAUUUAAAUCUUAAAUAUUUAAAUCUUCGCGCGCCAGCGUUAGCGCGCGCGAAAAAUAAAAGCGAUACUAGAUCUAUCUCGUGGUAGAUCUAAUAGGAAUAGUCCAUUUCCAGGCAUUGACGCACUGAUUUAUGAUCAGCAAGAACUACUUUUUUUUUUUUUAAUUAAUUUUUUUUCUGCUAUAGAGGGGGAAAUGCGUAUUUUCCGAUGAUAAACCGUACUCGCGUAUUUUCGAGUCCGUUAGCGUACAAAAUACGCAAGAUUCGUACUUGUAGGUUACUCUAAUAUAUAUAUAUAUAUUAUGGGCGUAUCCGGGGAGGGUUUGGGGUUCACCCCCCCCCCCCCGAAAAUGAAAUCCCCCCCCCUGAGGGGGGGGGAUCGGAGUUUAGUGACUGAUUUUUUGCUUUGAUUUUAUUUAUUUUAGGUGAGAUUUUAAUACUAAACCAUCACUUGCCCCAGCACAACCAAGGGGGUUUUGAGUUUAAUUAUUUGAGCAAAGCCAAUCCAAUUGGGGGUUUAAACCCCUCUUCUACAGAUGGCUUUUGAGAUGGUUUUGAAUUUAAGAUCCCCCUACAGAGCAUUUUGAGGUGGUACAGCGCGCUAGCUGCACGACUAGGAAUUGUUGUUAACUUAAUAACAAACUAAUAGCCUAUCAUUGAAAAAGAGCUAUAUUAUACAUUACACCAUGACAUCUACCUCAUAUGUGCAAUAUGUCAAACGAGCGAUUUUAGAUGAUCUUUUUGUAUUAAUUAGUCAUUGAAAAAAAAGAUUUUACAGGUAUCGAGAUUGUACUUCGGCAACGUCUGUUCGAUGUCGCAGCACAGUUACCAACACACUAUUGCCAUUUUCAUUUAAAUGGAACUAGAAUGCAAGUGUAAAUCUACCUAAACUAAACUUCUGAUUUAGCAUUCUUAAGAAUUAUAUCUAGUAGAUCUAGAUCUAUAAUAUACAUUUGGAAUAAUGUAGAUGUAAUUUAGAUAAGAUUUAUGUAAACAAGCCUACAUUCACUGGCGGAUCCAGGGGGGGGGCGGUAGGGGCGAUCGCCCCCCCCCCCACUCGGCCGACCCCCCCCCCCGGGGGGGGAGGCGGACGAACUUUAGUAUAGGAUUCACACAAUUUGUAUACGAAUUUAUUACUUAUGUUAAAAAUAUAUACAAAUUAUUUAUAUUUCAACCUAUUUUUAGAUUAUUUCGCCCCCCCCCCAUCUAGUAUGUUGACCGAUUUGGUGGGGUCAGGAGGGGGCGAUGGUAUCAAUCCCGCGCCCCCCCUACACUAUCGAGUGGGGGGGGCGGUCCAAUUUGUUUGUAGAAAUCACAGCUUGCUAACAAAAUCAAUUAAAUAUCUAUAUUAUUAAAACUUAUUAUUGAUAUUUUAACCGAUAUUUAUGUCGUUCCCUGUUUGCCGAUUGGUGGGGGGGGGGGGGGCGAAUACCUCUACUGCCCUUCCCACCUAAACCCUUUGAGUGGAGGGGGUGGUCCGUUUUUAUGGAGAAAUCAUAGUUUGUGAACAAAAUUAGUUGAAUUAAUAUAUACAUUUUAUAUUAUGUCGCUCCCUUUCUGGUAUAUUAGCCGAUUCGGUGGGGUGAGGGGGGGCGAUUGCAUGUACUGCCCUCCCCACUCUAGCCCUCUGAGUGCUGGGGGGGCGGUCCUAUUUUUGUGGAGAAUCAUAGUUUGUGAACAAAAUUAGUUGAAUAUCUAUAUAAUAUAAACUACGUAUUGAUAUGUGACCCAUUGUUUAUUAUGUCGUACCAUACUCUAAUCUCAAAUUGUAUCAUUAGUAAAUUUAAAUGAAAGAUGGUUGUACCAGUUGGGAGGGGCGAUACAUGCAAUCGCAUUUCCCCCAUCGGAAAAAUCAAUACUUUUUCUUUUUGUAUUAUAGUUAAGAAAUUACAAAAUUUAAAAAAAUCUGUCACUAAUAUAAUUUAUAUACACUAUAAAUUAAAUUCUUAUAUCGAGUCGCCCCACCCCUAUUUAAUGCCAAAUGCAAUAUUUAGCAGAAAUUAUUAAAGAAGCUAAGAUUAAUCGUUUUCAGUCUACCGCCCCUCCCAUUUCCAGACAGAGUUUAUUUAUAUAAUUUCACAUGAAUUUAUCAUAAUUAUUUUAAGAAAGACUUUGCAUUCAAACGAAAUUUUUCAGUAUAAAAGUCAUGAUUGAGAUGAGUUCUAAACUCAAAUAAUGUUUUCAUAGUCGCCUUUUCCCAACCUUUACUCAAUCUGAUAUUUUUCUAGUUAAAUAAAUUUGGGACUAUAAUUCACAAUUUAUACUUAUAUUUUCUUAAAUACUAUUUAUCGAAUAAUUUCUUUUUUCGGCGGCGAUCCUCAAAGCAAAAAGCUAAAUAUGUGGGGUAUCCUAUCUUUUCAAGGAACAAAUCAGUUUUAUUUGCAAUGUAUUAUGGGCCUAUAAAUUUAUAUUAGAAUAUUUUCAAGGUCCUUUUUAAUAGUAUGAAUAAUGAGCUGUAGAUGUCAAGAGAAUGCGUUUCUGCAGUGAAGAAUGCAAGAAAACGCUUUUGGCGUAGGGGCUUCGCCCCGAACUCCUUUGAUGAAAAUGAGCUGUAGAUGUCAGAAGAAUGCGGUUCUGCAGUGAAGAAUGCAAAAAAAAAACGCUUUUGGCGUCGGAGCUUCGCCCCGAACUCCAUUGAUGAAUAAUGAGCUGUAGAUGUCAGAAGAAUGCGGUUCUGCAGUGAAGAAUGCAAGAAAACGCUUUUGGCGUAGGGGCUUCGCCCCGAACUCCUUUGAUGAAAAUGAGCUGUAGAUGUCAGAAGAAUGCGGUUCUGCAGUGAAGAAUGCAAAAAAAAAACGCUUUUGGCGUCGGAGCUUCGCCCCGAACUCCA